AUCAGCCUCAGAGCUAGACCACGCAGGCUCCAUGGCGUGUUUUCGUGUUCGUUCAAGCGCUGCGGCUUUGGUCGUCGUCACCAUGCUCCUGCUCCAAGCUUGCGGUGAAGCAUCUUCCUUGCCGCGGCCGCCUCGGAAUCAGAUGCGCAAGAUGCUCGGCGUCAAUGCAUCCUCCAUGUCAUCGAACGGCGGCGGAGGUCACUCGGCGGAGCCGUUGGAGCUGGAGGAGUGCUCCAAGGACCUCCUGGAGGUCUCCCAGUUCAACGCGCCGAGCAUGGCCGGCGGCAUGCCGACCUACAGCGUGGAGUUCACCAACACCUGCAUCGACUGCGCCGUGUGCGACGUCCACGUCGCAUGCGGCGACUUCGCCUCAAAUGAUGUCAUCGACCCUGACAAGUUCCGCCGCCUCGCCUUCAACGACUGCCUCGUCAAUGGCGGCGGGACCAUCGAGCCCAGCUUCCCUGUGUCGUUUCAGUACGGCAACUCCUUUCCCUACCCGAUGACAGUGGCGUCCGCCUCCUGUGACUGUAACUAGCAGCUAUAGCUAGCUAAGGGUAUCGGUGACGAAUGAAGCUAUCUAUUUUCAUUACAAAUAAAAUGAAGUAGAGCUCGGAUAUCGGGCUUGUGGUCUCAUCUUAC
This is a messenger RNA of Triticum dicoccoides, 639 nucleotides long. Its product is annotated as TPD1 protein homolog 1B-like. The transcript has 2 exons. The coding region runs from base 32 to 535 and encodes 167 amino acids. Gene Ontology annotation, biological process: cell fate determination. NCBI's taxonomy places the organism in Eukaryota, Viridiplantae, Streptophyta, Magnoliopsida, Poales, Poaceae. The record is from RefSeq and is a predicted model, not a curated record.